Messenger RNA from Miscanthus lutarioriparius, 1092 nucleotides. NCBI's taxonomy places the organism in Eukaryota, Viridiplantae, Streptophyta, Magnoliopsida, Poales, Poaceae. The record is from the annotation of a GenBank genome assembly.
AUGGCGUCGGAGCCGGUGGCGCGGGCGGUGGCGGAGGAGGUGGGGCGGUGGGGGAGCAUGAAGCAGACGGGGGUGAGUCUGCGGUACAUGAUGGAGUUCGGCUCCCGCCCCACCCCGCGCAACCUGCUCCUCUCCGCGCAGUUCCUGCACAAGGAGCUCCCCAUCCGCUUCGCGCGCCGCGCGCUCGAGCUCGAGUCGCUGCCCUUCGGCCUCUCCAACAAGCCCGCCAUCCUCAAGGUGCGGGAUUGGUACUUGGACUCAUUCCGCGACAUCAGAUACUUCCCUGAAGUGAGGAGCCGGAACGACGAGCUCGCUUUCACACAGAUGAUCAAUAUGGUCAAAAUGCGGCACAAUAAUGUGGUUCCAACAAUGGCUUUGGGAGUGCAGCAGCUGAAGAAGGAACUGGGCCACUCAAGGAAGGUUCCCUUUGAAUUCGAUGAUCAGAUCCACGAGUUCCUUGAUCGAUUCUACAUGUCAAGGAUUGGCAUCCGCAUGCUGAUAGGGCAGCAUGUGGCUUUGCAUGAUCCUCAACCCUCUGGUGUCAUAGGCCUCAUUAAUACAAGAUUAUCCCCAAUACAGGUGGCUCAAGCUGCUUGUGAAGAUGCCCGUGCUAUAUGUUUAAGGGAAUAUGGAUCAGCUCCUGAUAUUAACAUUUAUGGUGAUCCAAAUUUUACAUUUCCAUAUGUCACACAUCACCUACAUCUGAUGUUAUUUGAAUUGGUGAAGAACUCUCUCCGUGCAGUGCAAGAACGCUAUAUGAAUUCUGAUAAAGAUGUUCCUCCAGUUAGAAUUAUAGUUGCUGAUGGAGAAGAGGAUGUUACUAUCAAGGUUAGUGAUGAAGGUGGCGGGAUACCAAGAAGUGGCCUCCCAAGAAUUUUCACGUAUCUGUAUAGCACUGCAAAGAAUCCUCCUGAGCUAGAUAGACCUAAUGUCGGAGUAACUAUGGCCGGAUAUGGUUUCGGGCUCCCAAUCAGCCGGCUUUAUGCUCGGUAUUUUGGUGGCGACUUGCAAAUCAUCUCAAUGGAAGGAUACGGUACCGAUGCUUACCUCCACUUGUCACGGCUGGGAGAUUCAGAGGAGCCCUUGCCUUGA